Molecule: messenger RNA, 2194 nt
Organism: Cynara cardunculus var. scolymus (artichoke)
Lineage: Eukaryota; Viridiplantae; Streptophyta; Magnoliopsida; Asterales; Asteraceae
Product: serine/threonine-protein kinase tricorner
Exons: 11
Coding region: 321-1907 (528 amino acids)
Biological process (GO): peptidyl-serine phosphorylation; intracellular signal transduction
Molecular function (GO): protein serine/threonine kinase activity; ATP binding
Source: RefSeq, a predicted model, not a curated record
GCACUCCAUCGCACAAAUCUAGUCCAAAUCCAGUCCACCCUGUAACUCCCUGUAACUAUUGACAGUUCAUGCUUCAUACCCUCACCAAACCCUACAACUUUCAUAUUUUAUACUCACUGUCACUCGAAUUACAAUUCACAAACCUCGAUUUCAUCACUCCUCCUAUCAUAUAACUGUCAAGAUUCCUCUAAUUCCAAUUAUACACAACCUUCUUUGACCCUUCCCCCCUCCCCUUUUUCAUAAAUCCCAGUUCAUUCUUUAUAAUUAAUCACAAUUAUUUUGCUUCUGGAUCUGGGCUUGUAUUCAGAUCAACUGAAGAAAUGGACGGUGGUGGCGUUGGCGUUGGCGUCGGCGGUGACGCAAAAGCCAUGAAGGUGGAAGCACCCGUUACGAGGCCCGAUCAGGGCUUCAAUUUGGAACCCGACGUGUCUGUUUCGUCGCCUGUAACUAGGCAGAAGGCUGCUGCCGCUAAGCAGUUAAUUGAGAAUCAUUACAAGAAUUAUCUACAAGGAUUGCAAGAUCGUAAAGAAAGGAGACGAGCUUUACAGAGGAGGGCGGCUGAAGCGCAAGUAUCGAGUGAGGAAGAAGAGCAGAUGCUACGGAAUUUGGAGAAGAAAGAGACAGAAUACAUGAGAUUACAAAGGCAUAAAAUUGGGAUCGAUGAUUUCGAACUUUUGACGUUGAUUGGUAAAGGCGCUUUUGGCGAGGUGAGGUUAUGUCGUGCUAAAACUAGUGGAGAAGUCUUUGCAAUGAAGAAGCUGAAGAAAUCAGAGAUGCUUAGUCGUGGGCAGGUUGAGCAUGUUCGAUCUGAGAGGAAUUUGCUUGUGGAGGUUGAUAGUCGAUGCAUUGUAAAACUCUUCUAUUCUUUUCAAGAUGCUGAUUACUUGUACCUUAUCAUGGAGUAUUUACCUGGAGGUGACAUCAUGACUUUGCUAAUGAGAGAGGACAUUCUUUCUGAAGAUGUUGCUCGAUUUUACAUGGCUGAAAGUAUCUUGGCCAUUCAUUCAAUUCACCAGCACAACUACAUUCAUAGGGACAUCAAACCAGAUAACCUGAUUCUGGACCGAAAUGGCCACCUAAAGUUGUCUGAUUUUGGCUUGUGUAAGCCCCUUGAAAGUAAAUUUUCGUCAAUAUUGUUGAAUGACGAGGAUUAUGCAACUCAGGGGCCCAUAAAUGACAAUGAUGGGCAGCAAGUUCCUUGGUUAAUGCCAAAGGAAAAAUUGCAACAGUGGAAACGUAAUCGACGUGCCUUGGCAUAUUCCACAGUUGGAACUCUCGACUAUAUGGCACCCGAAGUGCUGUUAAAAAAAGGAUAUGGAAUUGAGUGCGACUGGUGGUCAUUGGGCGCAAUCAUGUAUGAGAUGCUUAUAGGCUAUCCCCCAUUUUGCUCUGAUGAUCCCAGGAUGACUUGCCGCAAAAUCAUUAAUUGGAGAACAUGCUUGAAAUUCCCAGAGGAACCAAAAGUUUCAAAAGAGGCCAGGGACCUGAUCUGUCAUUUGCUAUGUGAUGUCGAAUCAAGGUUGGGGACUGGAGGAGUGGAUGAGAUAAAGGCACACCCGUGGUUUAAAAGCGUCAAAUGGGAUAUGCUCUAUGAAAUGGAAGCUGCCUAUAAACCCAUUGUCACUGGAGAAUUGGACACUCAGAAUUUCGAGAAGUUCCCUGAAGUGGAAGAUCCUCGGUCAGCAGUACCAAGAGUUGGACCUUGGAGAAAGAUGUUAACAUCGAAAGACUCCAAUUUCAUAGGAUACACCUUCAAAAAGUCAGAUAUGUUGAAAUCAGUCGGAACUUCAGGUAUAGAUAUGAGGUCAAAUGGACCUUCCAAGCCCCCAUCGUUGGUUUCCUUGUUUGGCCAUAUGGAUUUGAAAGGAACUGCAUUGCCCGAGGACGAGCAGGAGCAGAAAAGUUGACUUCAGCCUCAUCAGCUCCAAUCAUGACAGGUCUCUAUAUGCAAACAUUUAGAUCUCAUACACGGCUGUAAUCACGAGCGUUUUCUGUAAAAAUACAACAAUUUGAGAAGAUCGGUCUAAAUACAAUUUUGAAUGUCAUAAUUUACUUCAUAAUAUGCUCUCGUACAGUUUGUUUUCGUGCGAUAUGAUCUUCUGGUAUAGAUUCCUACAUCUGAUUUUAACAGAAACAGAGCAUUUCUUGUAACUUUUACCUCUGGUUUUUGCACCUAAAUAGUAGCAUUGUUUCU